Messenger RNA from Drosophila santomea, 1081 nucleotides. It is a transcript of the gene Sod3, whose product is annotated as extracellular superoxide dismutase [Cu-Zn]. The record is from RefSeq and is a predicted model, not a curated record. The coding region runs from base 158 to 703 and encodes 181 amino acids. Gene Ontology annotation, biological process: removal of superoxide radicals. The transcript is spliced from 6 exons. Lineage: Eukaryota; Metazoa; Arthropoda; Insecta; Diptera; Drosophilidae. Gene Ontology annotation, molecular function: copper ion binding; superoxide dismutase activity.
GCCCCAAUGUUCUCUCCGCGAGUCGAUUUGCGAUGGCAAUGCCAGUGGUAUGAAACAGUUUCGUCGCAGUUCUCCAACGGUACAGAGGUGCAAUCGCUUAAUUCUCGCAAAAAACAAUCAGUACCCAAUUAUUAAAUAGUUGCUAACAAGUUUCAAAAUGCUGAAAUAUCUGGUUGUUAGCCUGGCCCUUUGCGCCACAAUUUGCUCUGCUGCGCAGACGCGUAAUAUGCCCAUUCAAGCCAUUGCCUAUCUGAUCGGACCCGUGCAAUCGGAUAACACCCAGGUCAAGGGCAACGUGACCUUUACGCAGAACGACUGUGGCCAGAAUGUCCAUGUGCGCGUCCAGCUGGAGGGAUUGAAGGAGGGAAAGCACGGCUUCCACAUCCACGAGAAGGGUGAUCUGACCAAUGGAUGCAUCAGCAUGGGUGCUCACUACAACCCCGAUAAGGUUGAUCACGGUGGCCCCGAUCACGAGGUGCGUCACGUUGGCGAUCUGGGCAACCUGGAGGUUAACUCUUCGGGCAUUAUCGACGUCACAUACACCGAUCCGGUGAUCACACUAACUGGCAAGUUGGCGGUCAUUGGCAGGGGAGUGGUGGUCCACGAACUGGAGGAUGAUCUCGGCCUGGGCAACCAUACGGACUCCAAGAAGACUGGCAAUGCAGGCGGCCGCAUUGCCUGCGGUGUUAUUGGCAUCAAGUAAAUAUCCCUUCCAACGUCUCGGAUGUGGACGAGUGGCCAUGUCGCGAUGGUGGCGCCGGCGCCCUGCGCUACUCCUUCUCCAUCCUGACCGUCAUCCUGGCCCUCAUCAUGGCCCGCAGCCUUGACUAACCCCCAACACCUGCACCCGGAUUGGAUCGAAUGCAUGCAUGUGGCAUGGGAUUGUUGGCCAUCGUAGAGAUCCGCAUCCCCACUUACACACUUACACACACCAAUCACACACCAUUAGUCGCACACCACCACAAAACAGUAAUUAUAAUACUCCAGCAUUAUCCACCCAAAUAGAGAACUCAAAGGAACUAACUAACUAAGCUACUUGUAAAGUGUUUGAAUUGAUCGAUAAUAAAGUUUGUUAUUUGUA